AUGUCGGUUCGUCGGUGGUUUAAGUGCGACAUCUGUGGUUCGGCGUACAAGUUUGCCCAUCAGUUGAAAGUUCACAGCAAAAUUCACACAUCCCUUUCGGAAAAUUCGCAUAAGUGUCCCAUUUGCGGCAAAGGUUUUAUGCUUAACAUAUACCUAAAGAGACAUAUGGACAGGCACAGCGACGAACGUUCGCUGAAGUGCGACAUCUGCGGUUCAACCGACGCGAAUGGUUUAGAAACGAAUCGUUCUGAUAAUGGUGAUCAGCGGAAGAAGCUUGUUUGUGACUUUUGCGGCAAACAUUACAAGUCAAAAUAUGACCUUCAGAAUCACAAGAAAAACCACACCGGUGAAAAGCCAUUCAAGUGUGACAUAUGUAGCAAAACUUUCUUCACUUCCCACCAACUAAACUGCCAUAGAAAAUGGCAUACAGAAGAAAGGAACUUUGAAUGUGACAUAUGUGGCAAAUAUUUCUCAUUAAAAACACAAAUAAAGGCCCACAUGAAUUGCCACAUUACGGAGCGGCCACACAAGUGCCUGGUUUGCGGAAAAGCGUUCAGAAUCAGAUCUUGGUUCGCCCGUCAUAUGCGCACUCACAGCGAUGAUCGACGGUUCAAAUGUGACAUCUGUGGUUUAGCAUACAAAGAAAGAAGUUCCCUGAGCGCUCACCGAAAGAGGCACAUUUCUAUUCCUGACCGUCCGUACAAAUGCCACAUUUGCCAGAAGAGUUUCAUCCUACAUCGGACGCUCUUGAAGCACAUGUACAGUCACAACGAUGAGAGACCCUUCAAAUGCGACAUUUGUGGCUCAACGCAUAAGUCCAAAGAGACACUCAAGACACACCAAAAUAUUCACAGAACCAUUUUGGAUUAUCCGUUCAAGUGCCAAAUUUGUGCAAAAGGUUUUAAAUUUCGUCAUGCGCUUCUGAAGCACAUGUCCAGUCACACGAAUGAGCGACUUUUUAAAUGCGACAUCUGUUGCUCAACAUACAAAUCAGCUCAAAAUCUAAAAAAUCACAAACAAAUUCACACAUCCAUUUUGGACAAGCCACAUGAUAGGUCACAUAAAACAAUUGACCUAGUUAAAGGAGAUCUUCCGCACAAGUGUGACAUUUGCGGGAAAACUUUCAAACAUCGCAGCGGGCUUGCAUCUCACAUGUACAGUCACAACGAUGAGCGACCCUUCAAAUGCGACAUCUGUGGCUCACCGUACAAAUCAGCUGCCGACCUGGAUAAGCAUAAGGAAAUUCAUGCGUCCGUUUUAGGAACUCCGCAUAAGUGUCCCAUUUGCGGCAAAGGCUUCAUGCUUCAAAGUGCCCUCCAGAGGCACGCGCAAAGCCACGAUGAACGUCCGUUCAAAUGCGACAUCUGCGGUUCAACGUAUAAGUCCAAAAGUGGUCUACGUGCUCACCGGAAAGGUCACACCGCCGUCGAGUCAAAAUCGUUCCGAUGUGAAGUUUGCGGUAGAACGUAUAAGUCGGAAGGUGGCCUGCGUACUCACCGGAAAGUUCACACGCCAUCAGUUCAGUAG
Sabethes cyaneus is the source of this 1527-nucleotide messenger RNA. RefSeq names its product zinc finger protein 595-like. Gene Ontology annotation, molecular function: DNA-binding transcription activator activity, RNA polymerase II-specific; RNA polymerase II cis-regulatory region sequence-specific DNA binding. The transcript is spliced from 2 exons. Gene Ontology annotation, biological process: regulation of transcription by RNA polymerase II. Gene Ontology annotation, cellular component: nucleus. The record is from RefSeq and is a predicted model, not a curated record. NCBI's taxonomy places the organism in Eukaryota, Metazoa, Arthropoda, Insecta, Diptera, Culicidae. Bases 1 to 1527 code for a protein of 508 amino acids.